Molecule: messenger RNA, 2155 nt
Organism: Linum trigynum
Lineage: Eukaryota; Viridiplantae; Streptophyta; Magnoliopsida; Malpighiales; Linaceae
Source: the annotation of a GenBank genome assembly
CAAAUAUCAAACUACCUCUUAGAAUUUUGGUUAAUUCAGAUACACUAAGCUAUUGGUUUAUCCGUUUAUAGUUCCAUAUUGUGAUUUAAUGUUCCUUUCAAUUUGGGAAAGUCCACGUGGCCUACUAACUAAGUAGUCAUAUCUCAAACACAAAUGUUAAUAAUUCAAUUUCUUACUCAGUCGUCAUAAAAAAAAAAUUACUUUCAGUAUGUUGAUCCAUUAUAGUUCUUUAAAUUAGUGACCACACUUAUUCAAUUUCCUUUCGUCUCCAUUGACCUUAACACCAGAAUAAUUUUAGUUUUGUGGAAGACUUGUUGUUACAUCUUUGGAUCAGUCAUCAUGCCCACCUUACACAGGGCAUGAUCGUUGUCAGUCUUUUUGCACACGUUGUAUGACAUCGAACAUAACUCUCUCAUCACCCUACAAGGAGGUACUUAUUAUUUUCUUAAUAAGGAUGAUAUAUGUUGUUUUUUUAUAGUUAGGCGUCAUAGUAAAGAAAUUUGAAUCUAUGAUCUCCAGGUUUAGGAGUAGUGGUAUUUCCAUUAAAUUAAACCCUUGUUUUUAAUUUGGGUAUCAGACGUGUUGUACUAUUCAUGAUUAUUGAUUCGAUAUUUUAUUAUGUUUAGGUAAUUGCAAUUCUGGAUUACAAUCUAUAUUAUGUCAUUUACCCAUUUUGUCAUAUUGAUCCACUGAAGAACUAAACCAAACACUAUUUGGCCAUCCAUACUUACACCGAAGGUAUUUGUUUCUUUUUGUGUACAACGGUCAAAGGUCUUUGGUAGAGGAAUGAGCUCCGGCAAAAAGGAAAAAUCGCCAGCAAUAAGUGACUGGACAGGGUUUUGAUAAACAUAACCAAGCCCAUUCAAGCCCAAAAGACAACAAAACCAGUGGGCUAUUCAUUUGCUUUUUCUACCACGGGCCGUUAUUGGAUAUUCCCUUCUUCCUUCAUUCACGAGCCCAAGGCAGCAAAGUUUUCCCCAACAAUACCCACGUGGCACGACCUAAGUCGCGAAAGGACAAAUCAUUAUCCAUUUGGAAAUUCCCUCUCUAGAGAAGAGCGAGAGACUCUCUGUUCUGCUUCUGCUGUCUGCUCAAGCUCUUCCGGAGGUUAGGAAAUCGGGGGAGCAAAGAAGAAAAAUGGGUGUUCUUCUCCUGAACAACUCUCUCUGUUCGGCGAAAAUCCCAACGAAACCAGCUCUUCCCCUCCUCCCGAAACUUCCUCCAGCGUCAGUUUCUCUCUCUACCUCCCGAUCCCAGGUUGUACGAGACUUGGCUAAAACAGGUUUGCUUGCGGUGCUAUCUGCUUCUGUCUUCCUAUCUGACCCAGCUCUCGCUUACAAGGGAGGAGGGCCUUACGGCGCUGGAGUGACGAGAGGGCAGGAUCUAACGGGCAUGGAUUUCAGCGGCAAGACUUUGAUCAAGCAGGACUUCAAAACUUCGAUUCUAAGGCAAGCAAAUUUCAAAGGUGCAAAGUUGCUCGGUGCUAGUUUCUUCGAUGCUGACUUGACAGGGGCUGAUCUUUCAGAUGCAGACCUUAGAUCUGCAGAUUUCUCACUGGCCAAUGUCACAAAGGCGAAUUUGAGCAAUGCUAACCUGGAAGGCGCACUAGCUACAGGCAACACUUCUUUCAGAGGCUCGAAUAUAACAGGAGCAGAUUUCACUGAUGUACCUCUACGGGAAGAUCAACGGGAAUACCUUUGCAAAGUUGCAGAUGGGGUGAAUCCAACAACUGGGAAUGCGACACGAGAGACAUUGUUUUGCAACUAGUACUCUUCCCUAGUCGAAUCACGUUGGAAAGAAGGCAUCAGCCAUCCAUCGGCACCAUAUAAAGAGCUGCAAAUUUCCCCCUUUUAAGCUGAGGUUUGGCCAUCAACUUUGUGUAACUAGUUCACAAGUUCACGUACAAAUACCUUAAUUCAAUUUUACAACCAAAUUUCUCCCUGCAUCUUCAUCCCUUCCAACUCAAUCACAGGAUCACCAACUAAAACUGUGCCGUUCCUUUUUGUACUGCACUAUUUCGAACUGGGACGAAUAUAUGCUGAUUGUGAUUUGUGACCAUAUUGGGAUGCUUGACGUCAUAUGCCAGAACAUGUGCUGAAGAAAUGGCAAUCACCUUUGCACCGACACAUCUGCGUAUUAAAUCCAUUGUUCUAAU